Messenger RNA from Monopterus albus (swamp eel), 5694 nucleotides. RefSeq names its product myosin, heavy chain 14, non-muscle (gene myh14). Gene Ontology annotation, molecular function: ATP binding; actin filament binding; microfilament motor activity. Bases 391 to 5679 code for a protein of 1762 amino acids. Gene Ontology annotation, cellular component: cytoplasm; myosin complex; membrane. NCBI's taxonomy places the organism in Eukaryota, Metazoa, Chordata, Actinopteri, Synbranchiformes, Synbranchidae. Gene Ontology annotation, biological process: actin filament organization. The record is from RefSeq and is a predicted model, not a curated record. The transcript is spliced from 39 exons.
UUUGUUGCCGCACCAGUUUCAUGCCAGUUUCGGGGCGGAAAGCUCUCGUCGUAUUCAUAAGGCGGGACUACUGCUCGGUUGUACAUUUUGAUUGGGGUUAUUUCUCUCUGAGGCUUAAGUAAAAACCAUCUCCUCGUACCCGGUUGGUCCCCUAGCAGAAAGCCCUGCUCCGGGCUGAAGUCACCGCCUUGCCCUCACUGCUCUCUGUUUUAUUCUGAGCGAGAGGUGUGUGUGGCUCUGUAGCGAGAGCGGUGCACUGAUAGAAACCGCAUAUGCGGUAGGCUACACACCUAUCAGGCAGGAAAAUACCGGAGAACCAGUCUCAUCCUGGUCCUUCCCGCAGCACAGCAUUAUCCACGACUCAGCAGAACCUGAAGUGCCAGUAGUACCAUGUCCAGACCAGUAGGGGGCAGUGACAAUGAUGUCACCCACUUCCUAUCAUCGGGGGUGGGGCCAGGGACUAACACCUCCAACUCUGUGUUCUCUGCUGCCAGUCAGGCCGACUGGGCAGCCAAGAGGCUGGUGUGGGUGCCAUCGGAGAAACUUGGCUUUGAGUCGGCCAGUAUUCGUGAGGAGCGUGGUGAUGAGGUGGAGGUUGAGCUUACAGACAGCCAGCGGCGGGUGACUCUGUCCAGGGAGGAGGUGCAGCGAAUGAACCCUCCACGUUUCAGUAAAGUGGAGGACAUGGCUGACCUCACCUGCCUCAACGAAGCCUCAGUGCUGCACAACCUGAGAGAAAGAUACUACUCUGGCUUGAUCUAUACUUAUUCCGGGCUGUUCUGUGUGGUGGUGAACCCUUACAAGAACCUGCCCAUUUACACAGAGUCCAUCGUCGAGAUGUACCGCGGCAAAAAACGUCAUGAGAUGCCCCCACAUAUCUACGCCAUAUCAGAGGCUGCCUAUCGCAGUAUGCUACAAGACAGAGAAGAUCAGUCCAUCCUCUGCACAGGGGAGUCUGGAGCAGGGAAAACAGAGAACACUAAGAAAGUCAUCCAGUAUUUGGCUCACGUUGCCUCCUCUCAUAAGGGUGGCACUCCUGGUAGGAGCAAAGAAGCCGCACAGGUGGAUGGGUCUAGGUCUUUAACAAGAGGGAGUACUAUGGUGAACAGGAGUAUGCUUUAUGGUGAGCUGGAGAAACAGUUACUGCAGGCCAACCCCAUACUGGAGGCCUUUGGCAAUGCGAAGACUGUCAAGAAUGACAACUCUUCUAGAUUUGGUAAAUUUAUCCGCAUUAAUUUUGAUGUUACGGGGUACAUUGUUGGUGCCAACAUUGAGACCUACCUCCUUGAAAAGUCCCGGGCCACCCGUCAGGCCAAAGAUGAGAGGACAUUCCAUGUCUUUUACCAGAUGUUGUGUGGUGCUUCAACGGAAACUAGAGCGGACCUGCUUUUAGGGACAGCUGAUGAGUACCGCUUUCUCAGUGGAGGCUCCAUCCCUCUUCCUGGUCAGAGUGACUCCGAGAACUUCACUCAGACCAUGGACUCUAUGGCCAUCAUGGGCUUCACCCCAGAAGAGUCAACAUCCAUGCUGAAGGUGAUCUCUGCUGUGCUCCAGUUUGGGAACAUUACCUUCAUGAAGGAGAACAACCAGGACCAGGCGUCUAUGCCUGAUGACACAGCUGCUCAGAAACUGUGCCAUCUGCUGGGUAUGAAUGUGCUAGAGUUCACUCGGGCCAUCCUCACUCCCAGGAUUAAAGUGGGUCGAGAGUAUGUGCAGAAAGCUCAGACUAAAGAACAGGCUGACUUUGCUGUGGCGGCCUUGGCGAAGGCUACAUAUGAGCGUCUGUUCAGAUGGUUGGUUUACAGGAUCAACAGAGCUCUGGAUCGCAGGCAGAGGCAGGGAGCCUCCUUUAUAGGUAUCCUGGACAUAGCCGGGUUUGAGAUCUUCCAGCUGAACUCCUUUGAGCAGCUGUGUAUCAACUACACCAAUGAGAAGCUGCAGCAGCUCUUCAACCACACCAUGUUCAUCCUGGAACAGGAGGAGUACCAGCGGGAGGGCAUUGAAUGGAACUUUAUUGACUUUGGCCUAGACUUACAGCCCUGCAUUGACCUCAUUGAGAAGCCGACCAACCCACCUGGUGUUCUUGCCCUGCUUGAUGAAGAGUGCUGGUUCCCUCGGGCGACAGACCGCUCAUUUGUGGAGAAGCUGUCUACUGAGCAAGGCAGCCAUGCAAAAUUCUUCAAAUCAAAGCAACCACGUGGAGAAGCUGAUUUUUCCAUUAUUCACUAUGCUGGAAAGGUGGACUAUAAGGCAAAUGAUUGGUUGGUGAAGAACAUGGAUCCACUGAACGAUAAUGUGGCGUCUCUUCUCCACCAGUCAUCCGAUCAUUUUGUCUCAGAACUGUGGAAGGAGGAUAUUCAAACUCUUCCUCGUGUGUACUUCUUUGACUCCUAUGCCACAAUACAGACCAAUGGUGCAGACAUUGACAGGGUUGUGAGACUGGACCAGGUGUCCUCGGGAGAAAGCAGUGGGCCUGUCACAUUCGGAGCAGCGGGACUGAAGACAAAGAAGGGAAUGUUCAGGACUGUUGGUCAGCUCUACAAAGAAUCCCUCACCAAGCUGAUGGCCACUCUGAGGAACACAAACCCCAACUUCCUUCGCUGCAUCAUCCCCAACCAUGAGAAGAAGGCUGGCAAGCUGACCCCCCACCUGGUUUUGGACCAGCUGAGGUGUAAUGGAGUUUUGGAGGGGAUCCGUAUCUGCAGACAAGGCUUCCCUAACCGCAUCCCUUUCCAGGAGUUCAGACAGAGAUAUGAGAUCCUGACUCCUAAUGCCAUUCCUCGCACAUUCAUGGAUGGCAAACAGGCAUCAGAACUCAUGAUCAAAGCUUUGGAGCUGGAUCACAACUUGUACAGGGUGGGUCAGAGUAAAAUCUUCUUCAGAGCUGGAGUCCUGGGUCACCUGGAAGAAGAAAGAGACCUAAAAAUCACUGACAUCAUCAUACGCUUCCAGAGCGCUGCUAGAGGUUACCUCGCACGCCAAGCCUUUGUGAAGAAACAGCAGCAGAUGAGCUCUGUGAGAGUGAUGCAGAGGAACUGUGCCGCUUACCUCAAACUCAGGAACUGGCAGUGGUGGCGGCUGUUCACAAAGGUGAAGCCCCUGCUGCAAGUGAGCCGGCAAGAUGACGAGAUCCAGGCUAGGGAAGCUGCACUCCAGAAGGCCAACGAGAAGAUCACCCGAGUGGAGCAGGACUACACUGAGCUGGACAAGAAACACGCUCAACUGAUGGAGGAGAAAGCAAUGCUGGCUGACCAGCUGCAGGCAGAGGCUGAGCUGUUUGCAGAGGCAGAAGAGAUGAGGGCCAGACUGGCCAAUCGUAAGCAAGAGCUGGAGGAAGUGCUGGGCGAGCUGGAGAGUAGACUGGUGGAAGAGGAGGAGAGAGGUGUGCAGCUGACCAAUGAGAAGAAGAAGAUGCAACAGACCAUACAGGACCUGGAGGAGCAGUUAGAAGAGGAGGAAAGUGCCCGGCAGCGCCUCCUGCUGGAGAAAGUUUCUUUGGAGACCAAAGUGAAAAGUCUGGAAUCCGACCUGCUGACUGCAGUGGAACAGAAGGAACGACUCAGCAAGGAGAAGAAACUGUUAGAGGAGCGUAUGAGUGAAGUGAACGACCAGGUCACGGAGGAAGAGGAGAAAGCAAAGAGUCUAAGCAAACUCAAGAAUAAACAGGAGGCCAUGAUCGCUGACCUAGAGGAGCGUCUGAAGCGUGAGGAGCAGGGUCGCUUAGAGCAGGAGAAGUGGAAGAGGAGGAUGGAGAGUGAGUCAGUGGAGAUCCAGGAGCAGCUGACUGAUCUUAGCAUGGUCACUGCUGAGCUGAGGAGCAGUCUGGCUCAGAAGGAAAAGGAAAUCACCACCUUACAGGGCCGGUUGGAGGAUGAGGGAGCCUGUCGUGCUGAAGCUCAGAGGGCACUGAGGGAGGCCAUGUCUCAGGUGUCUGAGCUGAAAGAGGAAGUGGAGAAUGAGAGAGGGAUGAGGGAAAGGGCAGAGAAACAGAGGCGGGACCUGGGGGAGGAGCUGGAAGCUUUGAGAACUGAGCUGGAGGACACUUUGGACACCACGGCUGCCCAGCAGGAGCUUAGAUCUCGUCGAGAGACGGAGGUAAAUGAGCUCCAGCGACGUAUUGAAGAGGAGACUCGCCGCCAUGAUCUCCAGUUAUCAGAAAUCAGAGUGAAACACAGUGCUGCUAUAGACAGCCUCCAGGAACAGCUGGACAACAGCAAGAGAACACGUCAGUCCCUGGAUAAGGCCAAAGCAGCGCUGGAGGAAGAGAAGCAGAAUUUGAUCUCUGAGCUCAAGAGUCUCCAAGCGAGUCGCACAGAAAGUGAGAGAGGUCGUAAGAGGGCCGAUAAUCAGCUGCAGGAACUCAGUGCUCGCCAGGCUCAGACUGACAGAGAAAGGGAGGAUAUGGAGGAGCGUAUGCACAAGCUGCAGUGUGAAAUUGAGUCUCUCUCCAGCAAUUUGUCCUCCACUGAAAAUAAAUCUCUACGACUCUCUAAAGAGAUGAGCAGCCUGGAGAGCCAGCUGCGCGAUGCAAAGGAGUUGCUGCAAGAUGAAACUCGGCAGAAGAUGGCUCUGGCCUCAAGGGUGCGAACACUGGAGGAGGAGAAGAACGGACUGAUGGAGAGACUCGAAGAUGAGGAGGAAAGAACCAAAGAGCUAUCACGACAGAUUCAGACUCACACCCAGCAGCUGGCUGAGCUUCGCAAGCAGUCGGAAGAGGUGAACACUGCAGUGGAAACUGGAGAAGAGAUGCGCAGGAAGCUCCAGAGAGAGCUGGACAGUGCUGUCCAGAUGGGGCGCCAGAAGGAAGAGGAGAAGGAGAGAGUGGAGAGGCAGAGGGAGCGACUGAGGGAGGAGAUAGAGGACAUGACACUGGCCCUGCAGAGGGAGAGGCAGAACUGCAUGGCCCUGGAGAAGAGGCAGAAGAAGUUUGACCAGUGUCUGGCAGAGGAGAAAGCAGUGAGUGCUCGAUUGGCAGAAGAGAGGGACAGAGCAGAAGCAGACAGCCGAGAGAAGGAAACAAGACAUAUGUCACUGUCUCGAGCCCUGCAGGAGGCCCAGGACCAGAGAGAGGAGCUAGAGAGAAUCAACAAACAGCUCCGUAUGGAAAUGGAACAGCUUGUAAACCAGCAGGAUGAUGUCGGCAAGAACGUUCAUGAGCUGGAGCGAUCCCGGCGGAACUUGGAAACAGAAGCCCAGAACCUACGAGUUCAGACGCAGGACCUGGAGGAGGAGCUGGCAGAGGCAGAGAACUCGAGGCUAAGGCUGGAGGUCACCCUGCAGGCACUUAAGGCUCAGUUUGAGAGGGAGGUCAGCAACAGCCAGGAGAAGGGAGAGGAGAAGAAGAGGAUGCUCGGCAAACAGGUGAGAGAUUUGGAGCUCCAGCUAGAGGAGGAGAGGAGUCAGCGGUCUCAGGCUGUGUCAUCCAAGAAACAGCUAGAAACAGAACUGCAGGAAGCUGAGGCCCAGGUGGAGGCAGCCAACCGUGGCAAAGAGGAGGCUGUGAAGCAGCUACGCAGGGUGCAGGGUCAAUUGAAGGAAGUUCUUCGCGAGCUGGAUGAGACCAAGUUGGCUCGGGAUGAGGUUUUAGCUCAGUUGAAAGAAAGCGAGAAGAGAAUCCAAACCCUGGAGGCAGAAGUCCUGCAAUUCACAGAGGUGUGUGUGCAUUUAAGUGAAACCUAGCAGAAAUCGAUACCA